AUGGAGAAACACGAGGGUAAUACCGCCUCGCGGCCAAAAAUUGAUCGCAAAAGAAUCCAAAUGAGCCUGGAGCGCUCCAUUGAGGCGCACAGGCUCCGUAUGUUGAAGGCGAGAACAUCAAAACGUGAUAUGCCGGGAUCGCUAUGUGAGUGCAUAAACUGCGAUGCAACCAGCAUGAAGCCCUCUAUGACGUGCCGUAAAGCGGGUAGGCAGAAGCAGCAAAAGGAGAUAAAUCGGGAGAGGGUUGGCGGCUUUAUACAUGAUGUUUCGAAAGCAUCAUCGCCAGCAAAUGCGCAGCCGUCUCGCAGGCAACCCCGUUACAACGCAAGUACUCGCACACGAAACGUCGCCACUCCCAAGGCGAACGCGCACGUGCCAGGGUCGAAAAAGUCACCCAGGAAGCAAGCUCCCGAAGAGGUACCAAAUGUAGUUGAGACGCCACAUGAAAAGGGUGGAGAUGCGUAUGAUGGUUCUAUUGCCCCUAGCACUGCUGGCGAACUUGUAGUCAAUGAAGCUAACGUAGAACAAAAGGAAACUGAAAUCGUGUCAAGCGCAAGGCAGUCUGCCGUGCUGCCUACUAACGCUUGUGAAUCUUCGACCACGCUGCGAGAGUCUGCUCGGCAGGAAUGCCAGGGUGAUAGUUCACGAACGAAUGAAAACAGCGAUUCACUAUUGAACAGAAUUGCACGACGUAUAGGGAGUAUCAGAAUUGUCGACUCCAUGGGAGAGGAACACCGUUUAGACACCGACGAAUUGGAAAACAAAAUUUUGGACGUGGUUGACAAGAUUGUAAACGAUAAGAUUGUCGGUAAAAACGCUGAGGAGACGGUGGUUCAGAAAGACGACGUAGAGGCGCAGAAGACGGAUGAACCUGUUAACGUGUCUUACACCCCCGUUGACCACUGCAGUCCUAAGAACGAUAUGAUGAACAUGUCUAACGUCGAAUCGGAAGAUACGGCGCUGUCACCUAAGCGGGGCGAAUUCAUCGUUGAUGAGCCAACGGAUAGUGUGCCCAUGAACAAAUAUAAGAAUGUGGUGGAUGUAUUAUUGGAUUACAUUUCGUGUGGUGUUGCACAGAAACCAAAGACAACACCGGAUGUUCUGAAACAGGAAUCCUAUGUUCUCGCAGGCCCAGAGUCGGCUUGCACUAAUAAGGUAGUAUCGAAGACAACUGACUAUGUAUAUUCAACUGUGGAAAAACCGGGUCUCUUUAGCAGCGUGUUCACGCGCGGGGAAACUACCAAGAGGUCCAACAUGUGUUGCAACGGUGGGGGGGGAAGAUAUGCGUCCAUGGAGCCUCCCUCUCUUGGUGUGAACGACGCUGUGAGCACCGGAGGGGUUUUGGGGUUUGUCAAGUCGAAUCACAUGGCAUUCAGAAAAGACGCUGUGAAUAUCGCGCCGAGCAGACAAGUGUCACAGGCGAGCAGCAUCAGGAACGACGCACCCCUUAUGAACGGGGCGCCAAACCGGAAUCAUUGUGUCCCAUACGCCAACCACGCAAAUAUGAUGAUCAACGGACACAACCCAUACCAUUUCCAAUACAACCAACCGCAGUUUCCGUGCAACCAAAACUCGGUUUUCCUUCCACAGUGGCCUGCCGCGCAAAGCUUCCAGAACCCGUGCCAUCUGAUAAGACCGGCGCCGAAAAUGACGGACAGGCAGUUUACUGCACCGCAACGAGGACAGGCGCUGGUACGCCGCAACGUCACGGCCGUUCCGGGAUUCAAUGCCGUCAAAAACUCUCAGCGCACACCUGGAUCGAUGCCAAACGCCGCCGGUGUGCCGUUCGCGUCUUAUGCUGGGACGCAUCGGUCCGCCAUGGCUAACCGUUCGUACAUGCCUUUCGGUAAUGUGCCGUCGCCCAUGAUGGCAGUACCGAGGCAAGCCACCGGAGUUCUGUACCGCAGAAACACCGGUAGAGCGCACGAGCAACAGGUCCAAGCUGCGAUGAUCUGA
Babesia bigemina is the source of this 1956-nucleotide messenger RNA. RefSeq lists its product as hypothetical. The record is from RefSeq and is a predicted model, not a curated record. The transcript has a single exon. The coding region runs from base 1 to 1956 and encodes 651 amino acids. Lineage: Eukaryota; Apicomplexa; Aconoidasida; Piroplasmida; Babesiidae.